Messenger RNA from Electrophorus electricus (electric eel), 2005 nucleotides. It is a transcript of the gene sec22a, whose product is annotated as SEC22 homolog A, vesicle trafficking protein. NCBI's taxonomy places the organism in Eukaryota, Metazoa, Chordata, Actinopteri, Gymnotiformes, Gymnotidae. Gene Ontology annotation, biological process: endoplasmic reticulum to Golgi vesicle-mediated transport. The record is from RefSeq and is a predicted model, not a curated record.
CUUUCGCACAGCCACGCCAGCACUUCCGCGGGCCUGUGGUGGUUGUUUUGUAGCCAGCUAGCCUAGCAGAGCACACCCUUAAAUGAGCGAGAAACACGCAGGGGAGAUGGGAAUGUCGUCCUUCGGACAACUGCGAGCACAGAACUGAGUUACAUCCGUGCGAGACAUGCCUCUUAAAAGGUUAGCGCUGUAAGAUGUCUAUGGUCCUGUUUGCCUCGGUGGUGCGGGUGAGGGAUGGCCUGCCUCUCUCUGCCUCCACUGACUACGAGCAGAACCAAGGACUGCAGGAGACCAAGAAACACCUGAAGAGCCUGUCCAAAAAACUCGGCCAGGUCCCCGACCGUUGUUCUCUCAAGGCCGGCCAGUACAAUGUCAAUUUCACGAGUUCUCUGGGAGUGGCCUACCUGAUGGUGUGCACAGAAAACUACCCCAGCGUCCUGGCCUUCUGUUUCUUGGACGAGCUGCAGAGGGAGUUCAUUGUGACCUACGACACCAAGCGGGUUAGCGGUGCUGUCCGGCCGUACUCCUUCAUUGAGUUCGACAACUUCAUUCAGAAGACCAAGCAGCGCUACAACAGCCCACGUUCCCUGUCCACUAAAAUUAACCUGGCGGACAUGCAGACGGAGAUCAAGUUGCGCCCCCCGUUCCAGCUGUCUCCCGAGGACCUGGGUUCAACCAACGGCUACUCUCACAGCACCUCCUCCAAGUACAAAGGCAUAGCUCCCAAUCAGAUGCUGGAGCCCGUCACCCUGUCGGGCGUCGUGGCGUGUGUCCUGAGUGUCCUUUGCGGCGCGCUCAAUUUGCUGCGUGGAGUGCACGCCAUCGAGAGCAUACUGCAGAACGAGGAUGAAGACUUUAAUUAUGUAAUUGCCUUUUUCCUGGGGACGGCGGCCUGUCUGUAUCAGUGUUACUUGUUUGCCUACUACUCGGUAUGGAGGGACAUGAAGUCCUUUCUGGCCUUUGCUCUGAUCUGUUUGUGCAACAUGUACCUCUACGAGCUGCGUAACCUGUGGCAGAUCCUUUUCCACGUGACGGUUGGCGCCUUCACCACCCUGCAGGUCCGCUUGCGCCAGCCACAGGGCAAGGCCCCCGACUACAACGUCUGAGAGACGCGUGCCAGCCACGCCGAGGCCCUGGAAGCACCCACAGGGGGCGUGGCGGCGGUGUGUGCCGCUGUCACCGCACUACUUGGACUACGGGGUGCGUCUUUGUCAGGCCCCAGUACAGGGCUGGAUACGGACAGCUCGGCCUGGGCGACAUCACUCAUCACCAGGCUUCACUUUUCACUUCACUUGCUUUUAAUUGCUCUGCUUGUGCAAAAAUAAGGUUUUGGUUUUUUUUUUUUCUUUCAUUUUAGCAUUUUGUUAAAAUGACAGUUUGGAAAUUCAAUGACUUUUACAAAAUAUUUAAGCAGUAGGUAUUUAUUUGAAUUUUUGUUAAUUGACAUAUCAGGUUUUUUUUGCUAUUAUUGGCAAUUGUUAAAGCCAGAUAUGCAAUAUAGUGUUUUAGCGCAUAAUACGUCAAAAUGUACCAAUACAAUAUUUCACAUAGACGUGUACACACAUUAUUUUCUCUGUCUCCCUGGCACAUGCUCCUCCCCCUACUCCAAUGUCCUCCUACGUUUCUUAUAGUUCAAGGCUGUUGUCAUGAAGCAUUAAUACCCUUAAAGCACUUUCAGACGUGUGUAUGGGCCGAGCACGAUGUCUUCUGCUACAGCUGUCUCAGUAUUGUGUGUGUGUGUGUGUGUGCGUGUGUGUGUGCGCUGCCCACACUAAGCUGCAGGGGGGGCCCCCUGAUGGCCCCGAUGACCCCUUGGGCUCUCUCCCAUACCCCACUGGGGUGCACUAGCACCCGCGAGCAGAACUGACACCUGAAUGAGGAGUUGCCAUUACAUUUGUGAAUGUCUGUCAGAUGGCUUUGUAUCUAGAUUGUCUUCUGAUGGGUAACUGAGGAGGUGUUUUUGAAUCAAUGCCCAGACAUUUAGUAAAGACGAAGUUCGACUUUC